AGAAAACAUUCAUUUAAAUAAAUAUUUGGACCUCCAUUUUAUGAUGUUUAUAACACAGACGCCCAUUAAAGUACCCAGUUGUCCUCAACACCAUGAAGAAGAAUCUUCUUAUUUUUAUAGUCAUAUCGAUCCUGAGUCUUCAGCUUUUGGCACAAGAUGUUAAAAAUGCAACUACUGAAACACCAACCAAAAAAUCUGAUGUAACAACAACAAUAAGGAUAAAUUCAGCAAUAUUUGAAAACAGUACUGAAGAUAAAAAAAACUUAACGUUACCAACUUCAAUUGGAAGUAGUAUUGUGAUUACAACACAAAAUGGGACAAGCAGUCUUAUUGUUUCGGAAACAACUUCUUCAUCCAAUUCAGUUGAAGAUUAUAAUAUGAGUACAUCAGCAACCAUUCAAGAACGAAAUUCUUCUUUACUAAGUAAUGAAAAUGUAACAAACAUUUCUAUAAUUUUGAGUGCAACUUCAGCAACCAUUCAAGAACGAAAUUCUUCUUUACUAAGUAAUGAAAAUGUAUCAAACAUUUCUAUAAUUUUGAGUGCAACUUCAACAACCAAUUCGCCUUCACCAAGUUCUGAGUUCGUCACAAGUAUUAAAACAACGAAUGAAAAAAAUUCUUCUUCACCAAAUAUUGAAAAUGUAACAAGCAGUUCCAUACUUUCGAAUACAACUUCAACAACCAAUUCUCCUUCACCAAGUUCUGAGUUCGUCACAAGUAUUAAAACAACGAAUGAAAAAAAUUUUUCUUCACCAAGUAUUGAAAAUGUAACAAGCAGUUCCAUAAUUUCGAAUAUAACUUCAAUAAUCAAUUCUCUUUCACCAAGUUCUGAGAUCACAACUUCUAUCGUAAUAAGCAAUUCAUCAGUUUCGGAAACAACAAGGGAAAAUUCAACCGUUUCAUCAGUUGUUACACCUGAAACAAACAGUAAUUCAGGAGUAUUACUGUGCCAUAGUAAAAACUUAAUUUUUAUUGUUGUAAUAUUAUUGACGAAGAAUUUACAAUGAGUAAAAAAUAAAAAUAAAAUUUUC
This is a messenger RNA of Tribolium castaneum (red flour beetle), 1031 nucleotides long. RefSeq lists its product as uncharacterized. The record is from RefSeq and is a predicted model, not a curated record. NCBI's taxonomy places the organism in Eukaryota, Metazoa, Arthropoda, Insecta, Coleoptera, Tenebrionidae. The coding region runs from base 93 to 1007 and encodes 304 amino acids. The transcript is spliced from 3 exons.